Messenger RNA from Striga hermonthica, 4263 nucleotides. The record is from the annotation of a GenBank genome assembly. NCBI's taxonomy places the organism in Eukaryota, Viridiplantae, Streptophyta, Magnoliopsida, Lamiales, Orobanchaceae.
AUGGAUCAAGGGGAUCUUUACAGAAUAAGUUCCAGCAUGAGACGAAAUGGUUCCAAAUACUGGUGGAAUGGUGGGUUAGAAGCCUUUUCCAGCUCAUCUCGAAAUGGAAAUGAUGACGAGGAAGCCUUAAGGUGGGCUGCAAUCGAGAAGCUUCCCACUUACGAUCGUCUGACUAGAGGUAUUUUAGUGGGAUCGAGGGGUGAAACUAGUGAAGUCAAUAUAAGGAAUCUAGGACUUCAAGAACGUAAAGACUUGCUCGAUAGGUUGCUAAAAAGUGCCGAUGAGGAUAUCGAGAAGUUGUUGAAGAAGCUUAGAGAUAGGAUUGACAGGGUUGGCAUUCAGCUGCCAACAAUAGAAGUCCGAUUUGAGCAUCUAAAUAUUGGUGCUGAGGCUUACGUGGGAAGCAGAUCAUUGCCUACAUUUUUUAACUUCACUAUUAAUAUAUUUCAGGGAUUUCUGAACUAUCUUCAUUUACUUCCAAGCAAGAAGAAACAUAUUUCUAUUCUGCAAGAUGUCAGUGGAAUUAUCAAGCCUUGCAGAAUGACACUGCUGCUAGGUCCUCCAAGCUCAGGAAAGACGACACUGUUGUUGGCUUUGGCAGGAAAGUUGGAUACCUCUUUGAAGUUUUCUGGAAGUGUGUCUUACAAUGGGCACAAACUGAAUGAGUUUGUUCCCCAAAGAACAGCUGCAUACAUUAGCCAACACGAUGUUCAUAUUGGAGAAAUGACUGUGAGAGAAACUCUUGAAUUCUCGGCAAGAUGCCAGGGAAUUGGAUCUCGAUAUGAGAUGUUGUCGGAAUUAUCAAGAAGAGAAAAGAACGCGAGUAUUAAGCCUGAUACGGAUGUCGAUAUCUUCAUGAAGGCUGUUGCUACAGAAGGACAAGAAGCCAGUGUGAUAACGGAUUACAUUAUAAAGGUUUUAGGUCUCGAGGUUUGUGCAGAUACUAUGGUUGGUGAUGAACUAGUUAGAGGAAUAUCAGGGGGCCAGAGAAAACGUGUUACCACCGGUGAGAUGCUGGUGGGACCCACAAAUGCUCUUUUCAUGGAUGAGAUAUCAACAGGACUGGACAGCUCCACGACAUACCAAAUCGUGAGUUCACUAAGGCAAUAUGUCCACAUCCUCAACGGGACUGCUCUUAUAUCACUCUUGCAGCCCGCGCCUGAGACUUAUGAACUAUUUGAUGACAUCAUCCUGUUGUCUGACGGCCAAAUUGUCUAUCAAGGCCCACGAGAUAACGUGCUUGAGUUUUUCGAUUCCGUGGGAUUUAAGUGUCCCGAGAGGAAAGGAGUGGCUGACUUCUUACAAGAGGUGACAUCACAGAAAGAUCAAGAACAAUAUUGGACUCGUGCCCAUGAGCCAUAUAGAUUCGUGACAGUGAGUGAGUUUGUGGAGGCAUUUCAAUCAUUUCAUGUCGGUAAAAGUAUGAGGGGCGAACUUGCAUCUCCAUUCGACAAGUCGAAAAGCCACCAAGCUGCUUUAACAACCAUGAAAUAUGGCACUGGAAUUAAAGAGUUAAUGAAAGCUUGCUACUCGAGAGAAGUCUUGUUGAUGAAAAGAAACUCAUUCGUGUACGUGUUCAAGAUUUUGGUGAUUGUUCUAACGGCAUUGAUUACUUUGACAACCUUUCUCCGGACCAACAUGCACCGACGUAAUCUAGAAGAUGGCUACAUAUAUGUUGGCGCCCUUUUUUACACGACGACCGUCUUAAUGUUCAACGGGAUGUCUGAGGUCUCGAUGACUAUUUACAAGCUUCCAAUUUUCUAUAAACAAAGGGACUCCCUUUUUUUCCCACCGUGGGUAUAUUCUAUCCCGACAUGGCUGCUAAAGAUACCUAUUUCAUUUGUUGAAGUGGGAGUUUGGGUUUUCAUCACCUAUUAUGGUAUAGGAUACGAUCCCAGUGUUGCAAGAUUGUUCAAACAAUACUUGAUACUGUUUCUUUUAAAUCAAAUGGCGAGUGGAUUGUUCCGAGUUAUUGGAGCAGUUGGUAGGAGUUUGGUUAUUGCAAACACAUUCGGUGCCUUUGUAUUGUUCAUAUUUUUCUCAUUAGGUGGUGUUGUUUUGUCACGAGUGGACGUGAGAAAAUGGUGGAUAUGGGGUUAUUGGUCGUCACCAAUGAUGUAUGCGCAGAAUGCAAUCGUUGAGAAUGAAUUUACGGGGAAUGCCUGGAAACAUGUUGUGGGAAACACAACAGAAACAUUAGGCCAUGCAGUUCUAAGGACAAAGGGAUUUCUCACACAAGCAAACUUUUACUGGAUAGGUGUAGGGGCAUUGGUUGGAUUCAUAAUUCUAUCCAACUUAGGCUUCAUGCUAGCUCUCACUCAUCUGAACCCUUUUGGUAAUGGCCGGGCUGUUGUACAAGAAGAUAGUGACAGCAAUCAGAAGGACCACAAAACGGAAGUAAACCAGCAAAUUAAUGCCAAUCAAAAGAAGAAUAAGGGAAUGGUUCUUCCAUUCGAACCACAUUCCAUCACAUUCGAUGAAAUUGUUUAUUCGGUUGACAUGCCACAGGAAAUGAAAGAGAGAGGUUUUGUUGAGGAUAAGCUGGUCCUCCUGAAGGGUGUGAGUGGAGCUUUCAGGCCGGGUGUUUUAACUGCUUUGAUGGGAGUUAGUGGGGCCGGUAAAACGACUCUGAUGGAUGUGCUGGCCGGUCGAAAAACGGGCGGCUAUAUUGAUGGGAACAUAACAAUUUCAGGGUACCCAAAAAAGCAAGAAACUUUUGCACGUAUAUCGGGAUAUUGCGAGCAGGAUGACAUUCAUUCCCCACAUGUUACGGUGCACGAGUCUUUGCUUUUUUCAGCUUGGCUUCGGUUGUCACCAGAUGUUGAUGUUAAAACGAAAAAGAUGUUUGUUGAGGAAGUGAUGGAGCUUGUCGAGCUCACUAAUUUAAGAGGCGCACUAGUCGGUUUACCAGGGGUCGAUGGUCUCUCGACCGAGCAGAGAAAAAGGCUCACGAUAGCAGUCGAGCUCGUUGCAAACCCAUCAAUAAUAUUCAUGGACGAGCCAACUUCUGGUCUCGAUGCACGAGCUGCUGCAAUUGUGAUGAGGACAGUUAGAAAUACAGUUGACACAGGAAGAACAGUUGUUUGCACCAUACAUCAGCCUAGCAUCGACAUCUUUGAGGCUUUUGACGAGCUAUUGCUACUGAAACGAGGAGGCGAAGAGAUAUAUGUGGGGCCAUUGGGCCAUCAUUCAUGCAAUCUGAUCAAGUACUUUGAGGGAAUUCAAGGAGUUGAUAAAAUCAAAGACGGUUACAAUCCAGCAACUUGGAUGCUCGAAGUUACUGCUCAUGUCCAGGAAAUGGCCUUGGGGAUCGAUUUUGCUCAAGUGUAUAAAAAUUCCAGAUUAUACAGGAGGACCAAAGCUCUCAUCCGCGAACUAAGUACGCCAACCUCCAGAAAGCAAGAGCUAAUUUUUCCGAGCCGAUACUGCCAGCCAUUUCACAUGCAAUGCAUUGCCUGCCUAUGGAAACAGUACUGGUCCUACUGGCGCAACCCGUCUUACACUGCAGUUAGAUUCUUUUUCACAACUUUUGUCGGCCUAAUCUUCGGGAGUAUGUAUUGGGACCUCGGUUCUAAUAGGAGUGAUUUACAGGAUAUAAACAAUGGAUUGGGUUCCAUGUUUGGUUCUGUACUCUUCUUAGGGAUCGAAAAUGCGGUCUCGAUACAGCCUGUGGUGGGUGUAGAGAGGACUGUGUUUUACAGGGAAAGGGCGGCCGGGAUGUACUCGUCCAUGCCAUAUGCCAUUGCGCAGGUUGCAAUCGAGUUUCCUUACAUACUGGCACAAGCUUUGGUGUACGGCAUCAUAGUUUAUGCGAUGAUAGGAUUUGAAUGGACAGCGGCCAAAUUCUUUUGGUACAUAUUCUUCAUGUACUUCACACUCUUGUACUUCACCUUUUACGGCAUGAUGUGUUUGGCCAUGGCCCCCAACCACCACAUUGCCGCCAUUAUCUCCGGUGGUUGUACCACAUUGUGGACCCUCUUCUCCGGUUUCAUUAUCCCACGCCCUAAAAUACCAAUAUGGUGGAGAUGGUAUUAUUGGGCAACCCCAGUGUCUUGGACACUUUAUGGGUUAGCUGCAUCUCAGUAUGGAGAUGUAGAGAGCUAUAUGUUCCCGGGCGUAACAGUGAAAGAGGUCAUGAAAAGUUACUUCGGUUUUAGGCACGAUUUUCUUGGAGUUGUUGCAGCUGUUACUGUUGGCUUUGCUUUUCUCUUUAUUUUCAUGUUCGGGUUAUCAAUCAGGCUGCUCAAUUUCCAGAAGCGAUGA